Molecule: messenger RNA, 1126 nt
Organism: Microcebus murinus (gray mouse lemur)
Lineage: Eukaryota; Metazoa; Chordata; Mammalia; Primates; Cheirogaleidae
Gene: RIT2
Product: Ras like without CAAX 2
Biological process (GO): signal transduction
Cellular component (GO): membrane
Molecular function (GO): GTP binding; GTPase activity
Source: RefSeq, a predicted model, not a curated record
AGAUUUUUAUUGGAAGCAAUUGAAGUGGUUGCUAUGAGACCCGCUCGAGCAGAGGACCAGCAGUCAGCCUGACGCUGAUGGUUCUUACCUCUUACUAAACCUUUCCUUUGACACAGUUUUAGAGUUGUUAAUAUCCGAGCAACCACCUGACACGGGUGACUUUUUCCUUCUUUUUUUUUUUUUUCUCCUCCAGUCCCUCGGGGAAGAUGGAGGUAGAAAAUGAAGCCAGCUGCUCUCCGGGCAGCGCAUCAGGCGGGUCCAGAGAGUACAAGGUGGUAAUGCUGGGAGCAGGGGGAGUUGGUAAAAGCGCAAUGACAAUGCAGUUUAUUAGUCAUCAGUUCCCUGAUUAUCAUGAUCCUACUAUAGAAGAUGCUUAUAAGACCCAGGUUAGGAUUGACAAUGAGCCAGCUUAUUUGGACAUCCUGGACACUGCUGGCCAGGCAGAAUUCACAGCCAUGCGGGAGCAGUACAUGCGAGGUGGGGAGGGCUUCAUCAUCUGCUACUCCGUCACUGACCGCCAAUCAUUUCAAGAGGCUGCCAAAUUUAAAGAGCUCAUUUUUCAGGUCCGCCACACCUAUGAAAUUCCUCUGGUGUUGGUGGGUAACAAAAUUGACCUGGAACAGUUCCGUCAGGUCUCUACAGAAGAAGGUUUGAGUCUGGCCCAAGAAUAUAACUGUGGGUUUUUUGAGACCUCUGCAGCCCUCAGAUUCUGUAUCGAUGACGCCUUUCAUGGCUUAGUGAGAGAAAUCCGCAAGAAAGAGUCCAUGUCAUCCUUGAUGGAAAAGAAACUGAAGCGAAAAGACAGCCUGUGGAAGAAGCUAAAAGGCUCAUUGAAGAAGAAGAAGAGAGAAAAUAUGACAUGAUAUCCCUGCAUUUGAGUCCCUCACUCUCUCUCUCUCUGAGAGAGAGUUGGACAAUUCCAGAUGUAGCAUUCUGCUUUAAUAUUCUGUCUGUCUGUCUCUCUUUAAAUCUCUGCCUGUAGGUAAAAGCAAGAUCUGCAUAACUGUACCUCUAGAGAUAGUUUUGUUUUGCCUUUAGCAGUUGGAUGGAUUUUGUCAAUCAGCCGGAUAUGCUGUUUAGUUUUUACAAUAUAUGACUAAAUAAAAUUGACAUUCCAAUUGCCUCA